Molecule: messenger RNA, 1115 nt
Organism: Cadophora gregata
Lineage: Eukaryota; Fungi; Ascomycota; Leotiomycetes; Helotiales; Ploettnerulaceae
Exons: 4
Coding region: 1-561 (186 amino acids)
Source: RefSeq, a predicted model, not a curated record
AUGGCAGCUUCAGACUAUACCUCCUCAGUCUCCUCCUCCUCAUCAUCAUCACCAUCACCAAUUAAGCACUCCCGCUCCAAACCCUACACCCCAUCUAUUCCACUACUACCCUCAGCAAUCCCACUAAUAUUCAUCAACGAAACCGAGCGUCUCACCUCCAGCCAAAUCCGACGCGACAUCCGCUCGCAGGUCCGGAAAGGCUCACAUGAGAGACAGCGACGCUUGAAUGCUGCGGCGAAAGCACGGCCGCUUGAGGCUGUGAGGAAGUUGGUGAGGAAAGGUGCUGGGAAGGAGGGGAGGGGUGAAGGGAGGGAUGAUAGGGCUAAGUUGGUGCCGGGGUUGCGGAGGUUGAGGAUUUCGGGGGUGGAGAAUGAUAAUGAGAGGGAUGAGGAGGAGGAGGAUGAUGAUGAUGAUGUUAUGGGGCAUAAGGCGGAAGAGAAGAGGGUGAGGGGAGGGAAGUUUUCGUUUGAGGUUGAUGGGGAGAUGUUGCAGCAUGUGAAAUGGGAGUUUCCUGUGGAUGUUGAUAGUGGGACUGGGUUUGGUUCUAGUUCAUAUUUUUGAACUCAUCGACACUGCUAUGUCAACAUCUGGUAACGAUCCGGAUUUGUCACUGCCAUUGGAUGGUCUUCCCUCAUCCGAAAACCGCUCACUAGUCACUUCCAUGCCCAUACACAUAGAUCGCUGGCCCUUCAAAACAACAACGCCCUUCGCACUCCUCCUCGGCAACGACGGUCUCAUCCUCCAAAUGCACUCUCUCAACUGGCCCGAGCACCUCCCCCACCUCUCGAAUUCCAACAACAACAACAACAACAACAAUAACCGUCCCGGAAUCUGCGUCUGGAUGCCCUGCAGUAUAAUCCCAUACCCAAACUCGGACCCCGAUCAUCCUUAUUAAGAAACUCAAAAAUCUUCCCUUGGAUAUGCAAUAGCGCGGACAGCACCCGACGCAUGAGAAAACGAUUGGUGGGAUUGCGAGUCUGAUGAGUUGGGAGAGUGCGAGGGGCAAUAUCGAGGAGACGGCGUUGCAUAUGGAUGGUUUGGCUAGGAUUGUAUUGAUGAAAGGGGGGUUGAAAGAAUUUGUGUCCGAUUAAGCAGUUUUGUUGGAAGAUCCAUUU